This is a messenger RNA of Prorocentrum cordatum, 1169 nucleotides long. Lineage: Eukaryota; Dinophyceae; Prorocentrales; Prorocentraceae. The record is from the annotation of a GenBank genome assembly.
GCGCUCAUUGGGCUGCUGAAGGGCCAGCUCGACAGGUGCGGGCCAGAGCACCUCCACGGGCAGCCGGCCCAGGUGCCCUCCUGCCCGCCGUCGGGCCACACCGGGCUGGAGCUCGGUCUCGCGCUGGCGCUCGACUUGGCGCUGGGCCUGCGCGCGCGGGGGGCCGCGGCGUUGAGCUGCCGCCACCGGGCCCGGGCGCUGGAGGACGCGCAUGGCAGCGGCUCGGACUGCGAAGGCUCGCCUACGAAGUUGUCUGGCCACAUCCUGCGCAUGGACAUGGACAGAUAUCAACGCAACGAAGCGGCGCUGCUUGAGGAAGGGCGCGCACUGGCUGAGGAGGUCCGCCGAGAGGAGGGACUACCGGCUGAAGGUGCAGGGCUGCCAGCGCUGCCCGCCCCCGACGGCGACGCGGAGCCUGCGAGGGCUCUCGGUGCUCGCGCUGACGCUGGUGAUGUUGUGCGCUGGGUGGUCCUGGAGUGCCGAGUUGGUUACCGUCCAGGUGGCGAGCUCCUCGCUGGGACCGCCCCCCGCAGCUCGGCUGGCGACCGUGGGAUUGUCGAGCUCUCGGAUGGCACCAUGCUGGCGGUCGCGAAGUCGGGGGCCUUCGAGGGGGCGAGCACCCCCCGAAAGGAGACGGGCGCUGAGGAGCAUGACCUCCGCACACUGCCCGUUCGGUAUGACAGGGCAGGGACGAGGAUCAGGGACUUCUCGGACGCGGUCGAGCUCAUGUCCACCAGCCCGAUGCCAGACUGGCCAGUAUUGGGCCUUCGCACCACCACGUGGCUUCUGCAGCAGUUCAAGAGGCUGGGCCAGACCCCCCUCCAGCGUCACAUGUGGUGGAGGCCGACGCAGAACCUCACCGCAGCAGACGCGGGGGUCGACGAACAUCAGUUCUUGUCCGAGCUCCUGGAGAUGGGCGCGACGAAGGACCAGCUCAAUGAAGGGGAGCUCGGCUGCGUGAACAUGAGGCUGGUGCAGUUCGUGACUCCGGUGGAUCGGCCUGGCUCGAUGAACGUGAAAUAUUUCUUGGGCAAGAGCGUGGCCGUGGAGGGGCCCUGGUGUCGCCCGAUCUACAGACUUGGGUUUCGGGUCGCCUUCAAUCGGAGGCUGCUGUACUCAAAGAACGUCGCAAAGGUCGUGAAGAAAAGAUUCUUGCUCGUGGCGGAGCG